Messenger RNA from Limanda limanda (common dab), 1287 nucleotides. RefSeq names its product POU class 3 homeobox 2b (gene pou3f2b). Gene Ontology annotation, biological process: regulation of transcription by RNA polymerase II; brain development. The record is from RefSeq and is a predicted model, not a curated record. Gene Ontology annotation, molecular function: RNA polymerase II cis-regulatory region sequence-specific DNA binding; DNA-binding transcription factor activity, RNA polymerase II-specific. The transcript has a single exon. NCBI's taxonomy places the organism in Eukaryota, Metazoa, Chordata, Actinopteri, Pleuronectiformes, Pleuronectidae. Bases 1 to 1287 code for a protein of 428 amino acids. Gene Ontology annotation, cellular component: nucleus.
AUGAGUGGCAGGGGCGGGGCGGAGUCCAGGUGCGCCUCGGCGUACACUUGGCAGAGCGCCUGGGAGCCGCCUGUGGGCAGGAGAGGAUCUGUCAAAUGCGAGGUUCCUAUAAUAAGAGCGACCAGUCCGGCUCCGAAAGUCAUGGCGACCGCAGCGUCUAACCACUACAACAUCCUCACCUCCAGCGCAUCCAUCGUGCACUCGGAGCCUGGCAGCAUGCAGCAAGCCACGGCGUACCGGGACGCACAGAGCCUGUUGCAGGGAGACUACGCGCUCCAGAGCAACAGCCACACGCUCAGCCACGCGCACCAGUGGAUCACGGCGCUGUCCCACGGAGAGGGAGCCCCGUGGUCCUCCAGCCCGCUGGGCGCGGAGCAGGACAUCAAGCCCUCGGUGCAGGGCGCCCGGGACGACAUGCACAACUCCAGCAGCAACCUGCAGCACCAGUCGCGGCCGCCCCACCUGGUGCACCAGUCGCUCGGGAACCACCACGACAGCCGGGCGUGGAGAACCAGCACCUCGGCGCACAUCCCGAGCAUGGCGACGACGAACGGCCAGAGCCUUAUCUACUCCCAGCCGAGCUUCAGUGUGAACGGGCUGAUCCCGAGCAGCGGGCAGGGCAUGCACCACCACAACCUAAGAGACAGUCAUGACGACCACCACAGCCCGCACCUCAGCGACCACGGCCACCCGCCGUCCCAGCAUCAGCACCAGCACCAGCCCGGGAGCCACCACGACCACUCGGACGAGGAUACGCCGACCUCGGACGACCUGGAGCAGUUCGCCAAACAGUUCAAGCAGCGGAGGAUCAAGCUGGGCUUCACGCAGGCGGACGUGGGACUCGCCCUGGGGACCCUGUACGGAAAUGUGUUUUCCCAAACCACCAUAUGCAGGUUUGAGGCCCUGCAGCUCAGCUUCAAAAACAUGUGCAAGCUGAAGCCUCUGUUGAACAAGUGGCUGGAGGAGGCGGACUCCACCUCGGGCAGCCCGACCAGCCUGGACAAAAUCGCUGCGCAGGGCAGGAAAAGGAAAAAACGGACUUCGAUCGAGGUAAGCGUAAAGGGAGCGUUGGAGAGCCAUUUUUUGAAGUCCCCUAAACCGGCAGCGUCGGAAAUAAUCGGCCUGGCGGACAGUCUGCACCUGGAGAAGGAGGUGGUGAGGGUUUGGUUUUGUAACAGGAGACAGAAGGAGAAACGCAUGACUCCUCCCGGAGGAGCUCUGCCAGGGAGCGAGGAUGUGUACGGGGACACGCCGCCGCACCACGGGGUCCAGACCCCGGUCCAAUGA